AUGAAUCCGAAUGAGAGUGAAGACUGUUUGUUCGUUAAUGUCUACACUCCGUUCUCCUCUGGCGGUAAGCGACCGGUCUUAGUGUUCAUCCACGGCGGUGGUUACAGUGGAGGGUUUGGAGACGACGAUCUCUACGGCAGUCAGUACUUCAUGACGGAGGACGUGGUGGUCGUUACCUUCAACUAUCGCCUGGGAGUGCUGGGAUUUUUCAGUACCGGCGAUCGGGCGGCCGCUGGCAACUGGGGUCUUAAGGACUGCAUCGUGGCGUUGCGCUGGGUGCAGGAUCACAUCGCGUCAUUUGGUGGAGAUGCAAGCAGCGUUACGAUCUACGGUGAAUCUGCUG
This is a messenger RNA of Anopheles cruzii, 343 nucleotides long. Its product is annotated as juvenile hormone esterase-like. The annotation marks the transcript as partial. Lineage: Eukaryota; Metazoa; Arthropoda; Insecta; Diptera; Culicidae. The transcript has a single exon. The record is from RefSeq and is a predicted model, not a curated record.